AUGGCACCUUCCCUAAUUAUCCCCUUCCUCCUCCUCUUGACUCUCACACUCCUCCAACCGCCACGCUCCGCCGCAAAGCUCCACAAGACCGCCCCCACCACCACCACUUACUUCGAAGUCACAAGGCCAAUCCCUCUCCCCAAAACUCAACCCUGCUCUCACUCCAUCCUCCAUCAUCAAGAAUUCGCAUACACCUACGCCAAACCACCCAUCAUCGCUACCUACUCACCACCACCCUCAAAAUGCCAAAACUUCGACAAAGCCGUUCUCGAAUGGACCGCCACUUGCAGAGGGCGGCAGUUCGACAGAAUCUUCGGCGUCUGGCUCGGCGGCGUUGAGCUCCUCCGCAGCUGCACCGCCGAGCCCACACCCUCCGGCAUUGUCUGGACCGUCAAGAAAGACGUCACCAGGUACCGUUCCUUGCUCCUCAAGGAACAAAACGUAUCUAUUUAUAUGGGAAACAUCGUUGAUGCUACUUAUACCGGAGUUUACCACGUUAACCUCACCUUCCACUUCUACCCCGCCCUCGGAAACCACGCCGCCGCUUCUCCGGCGGAUUUCAUACUCCCUAUUUCGAGAACUCCGCCAUUUAACGGCGGAGCAUGGUUCGAGAUCGACAACUCCACAACUACACAAGGAAGAGAGCUCCAAAUCCCAAACAAUGCAUAUAGAGCGGUGAUGGAGGUGUAUGUUUCCUUCCAUGAAAACGAUGAAUUCUGGUAUGGAAACUUCCCAAAUGAAUACAUCUCCUUUAACAACCUCACAGACGUGGCCGGAAACGGCCCCUUCCGCGAGGUCGUCGUGCGGCUCGACGGCGUCGCUGUGGGGGCUGUGUGGCCGUUCACGGUGAUCUACACCGGCGGCGUCAAUCCGUUUUUCUGGAGGCCGAUUUCCGCGAUUGGCUCGUUCGAUCUACCGACUUACGACAUCGAGAUCACUCCAUUUUUAGGGAAAUUAUUAGAUUCGAAGCCUCAUUUCUUCGGAUUUAGCGUCACCAACGGUUUGAAUGUAUGGUAUGUCGAUGCGAAUCUGCAUCUUUGGGUAGACAGCGAGUGGGAGAGGACGAGUGGGGAGUUGUUGGAGCACAGUGCUUCGCCGCUGUCGUCCUCGACGAAAUCUAGGGUUUCUGCUUCCGCCGGAACGUUCACUGCGAAAUUCAGCAGAUCGAUGGCGGCGAGAGGCCGCGUGGAGUCGUCUCACGGCGUGAUCACGACGGAAUCGAGGCAGGUUUUGAGGUACAGCAACGAAAUGGAGUUGAGAAAGGGUGGGGAUUUUCAGGUGUUGAAUCAGCUGAUCAAAGUGAGGGGGAAUGUGGCGGGGAGGACGGCGGCGGCGGCGGUUUACUCCGCCGGUUCGCGGUCGAAGUUUGGCGUGCGGCUCUACUCCAACGUGGGGAAUGAGAGUGAUUAUAGGGGUAAUGUGAAGUUGGUUUUGGAGGAGAAAUGGCGGGAGAGGUCGGAAUUGGGAUCCUCAUUUGGUAGGUUGAAGAAUUUGCAGAGUGCGGAUGGAUUUAUGGUGGUGGAGGGGAAAUCUAAAUCUUUGCGUGGUUUGGGAAGGACUCAACAAGAUUAUAGAUAUUAUGGUAAUGAUUCUUGCUAUUUUAGGAAACUCAAAAGCUCCAACUACACUAUUUUGCAUGAUAAACAGACUCACACAUGCAAAUGUGUACCCAGAGUUUAGCGCAUGUUAUCUAAGAUUCGAAAUUUGUAUGAGUUAUACAUUAUAUUAAAUGAGAAUUAAAU
Salvia miltiorrhiza (redroot sage) is the source of this 1742-nucleotide messenger RNA. RefSeq names its product peptide-N4-(N-acetyl-beta-glucosaminyl)asparagine amidase A-like. NCBI's taxonomy places the organism in Eukaryota, Viridiplantae, Streptophyta, Magnoliopsida, Lamiales, Lamiaceae. The record is from RefSeq and is a predicted model, not a curated record. The transcript has a single exon. Gene Ontology annotation, cellular component: vacuole. Bases 1 to 1680 code for a protein of 559 amino acids.